ACGAAAUCAGAUUAGGCAAGCUUUCUCAUAUCCUCUUAUCAUUUGACAGACUCAAAUUAUUUCUUGAUCAACGGAUUGGGAUUAGUUUGAUCAAGGUUCCAUUUUUUCGACAAUGAUUCGGAAACGAUAUCAGGAAACCAAAACAGGUUACGAGUGGUUGAAAUCGAUAGAUGCGGACAAGUAUUUGAAGAAGAUAGGAUUAGGCAAAGAAGACCAUUACUUUUGGAAACAAGUUGGGAAGGCAUUGCUAUGCACGUACACGCUCUUCGGCGUUGCCUGGCUUUACAACGAAACAUCCCCGCUGGGUUGGUGGACGUUGAAGCCUAGGCCAAAGGAAGAAAGAGAGCUAGCCCAUUUAUAUGAGCGGAGAGAGUUUCCUUAUCCUGGUGAUGCUGAGGCAAUGGAAGAAUUUGUUGCUAAGGGAGGCAUGAUUGGAACUACAAUUGGCCCAAAAGGGAUCAUUGAAACGGAUAAAGAUUCGUUUAAUUAUCAGAAGGAGAUGCAGAAGAAGAAGUUUGAGCAGGAAGCAAUGAAGCUGUGGCUCCGGAUGAGGAAUGAGGUUAUUUCGGAGCUUCAGGAGAAAGGGUAUGAUGUUGAGUGAGUUCUUUCUGCUAUAGUAUUUAAGUUGUUAAGUGUUUUGCUUAGUGAAUAUUUGGGGUUUUUCCAUGGAUUUCUUUGUAUCUUGUUUGAAGAUUGACUUUCCUGGAUCAUCUAAGUUGUCUUUAUUUAUC
Durio zibethinus is the source of this 731-nucleotide messenger RNA. RefSeq lists its product as uncharacterized. Lineage: Eukaryota; Viridiplantae; Streptophyta; Magnoliopsida; Malvales; Malvaceae. The record is from RefSeq and is a predicted model, not a curated record.